AUGAAUAUUUUAAUUUUAUUUCUAACUACUCUAUGUUUGAUGGUAGUAACUGAAUGCUGUAUGCGAAUGGUUCCGCCGGAUGAUGUCUAUAUACCGAGUACAUUGGCUCCUGUGGAAAGUACAAUGGCUCCUGGUGAAAGCACAGAGGCUCCGAUGGCUCCUUCUACCACAAAUGCCGCCGAGGAAACAAGUGUAACUGAGGUAACGAUGAUGACAACGCCUGCAAUGGAACCAUCAACCGUAACAGAACAACUAUGCAAAAUUAGUGAAGCCACGUGCCCAGAUUUGGCGUCAGUGCUUUCAGCUAACGUGAUCAUCACAACUGACACGGAAGGCUGCAUUGAACUAUCGUGUGCAUAUGGAUUUGUUCCAUUUCUUGGUGCUUCAUUUGAUGACAGUGAAAUACCACCACCUACUCCAGUUUAUUAA
Caenorhabditis elegans is the source of this 429-nucleotide messenger RNA. RefSeq names its product DUF281 domain-containing protein (gene F16G10.8). The coding region runs from base 1 to 429 and encodes 142 amino acids. The record is from RefSeq and is marked reviewed. Lineage: Eukaryota; Metazoa; Nematoda; Chromadorea; Rhabditida; Rhabditidae. The transcript is spliced from 5 exons.